AUGGUGUUUGUAACUCUCAAGUACAUUAUUAUUGGAGACUCCGAAGUGGGUAAAUCAUCACUUCUCCUACAAUUUACAGAGCAACAUUUUCAGCCCAUUCAUGACUUAACUAUUGGAGUUGAAUUUGGCGCCAAGUUACUCGAAGUAGACGGUCGAAAGGUUAAAUUAGAAAUUUGGGAUACAGCAGGCCAAGAAACGUUUCUAUCGAUCACUCGAAGUUACUAUCGGGGAGCAGAUGGAGCACUACUUGUUUAUGAUGUUGGACGGAAGGAAAGCUUUGAACAUUUGGGUCGUUGGCUACAAGAAUGCCAUCAAAAUUGUCAUAAUGACGAUGUGGCUAUCAUGGUCGUAGGAAUGAAAUGUGAUAUGGCUGAAAGUGAGCGUGAAGUAACUGAAGAGGAAGGACGUAGUUGGGCAGAAUCUCAUGGUCUCUUUUUUAUUGAAGCUUCAGCCAAGACAGCGUUAAAUGUUGAACAGGCAUUUACACAGACAGCGACAACAAUUUUACGCGAUUUUGACUACUCGAAUCGUCAAAUGCGCAAGAUGUCAGGCGUCAAUCGUGUGUCAAUAGACACAAAUGUGGAGCGAAUGCAGCAGACACAGUCGUCGUGUUGUGGGUAA
Messenger RNA from Plasmopara halstedii, 621 nucleotides. Its product is annotated as gtp-binding protein gb2. The transcript is spliced from 2 exons. Gene Ontology annotation, cellular component: Golgi apparatus. Gene Ontology annotation, molecular function: GTP binding; GTPase activity. The record is from RefSeq and is a predicted model, not a curated record. The coding region runs from base 1 to 621 and encodes 206 amino acids. NCBI's taxonomy places the organism in Eukaryota, Oomycota, Peronosporomycetes, Peronosporales, Peronosporaceae.